This is a messenger RNA of Sparassis crispa, 1623 nucleotides long. RefSeq lists its product as hypothetical. The transcript is spliced from 11 exons. The coding region runs from base 1 to 1623 and encodes 540 amino acids. Lineage: Eukaryota; Fungi; Basidiomycota; Agaricomycetes; Polyporales; Sparassidaceae. The record is from RefSeq and is a predicted model, not a curated record.
AUGGACCCGAAUCAGUCGCACAGGGACGUUCAAAUAGUACCAAGAGCAUGUCUUGACUACCUCCAUGGAGCCCAUCUUCAAGUUCUUCCUUCGUCACUACUUCCUGAUAUACAAUGUGUUCGUAGAGAAAUAAAAAGACUGCAUGACAUGGGGCCGGACAGCAUUCGACACCCACUUGAGUGGAAUACAGCUUUGCCCAAUCUAUUGAAAUGGAGUUACUAUGUGCAUGUACCUGACGUGCCGCCCGACAUGGUCGAAGAUGUCAUCUCCACCCUCAAGAUCCUGGUUCCGGUCUUCCAGAAAUGCUCCACGAGGGAAAUAAAAGCCAUGGGUUUCCUUCCAAGUGACCAACCUGUCGAGGUUGCUCAUUAUCUUCUUCUAUACAACUCAAGGCAGAAACUCUGUCAAUACUUGUUACUACCUGAAAUCGAUCGCCCGUCGGAAGCGCUCCCCUAUCUGGAGUGGCUCGUCGAGAACGAUACGUAUUUCCACAGGGGCAGUGGUAAUGUUCCGUGGUUAGAGAAUCCGAGUCUAUACUCAAUGUACGCCAAUGCGCUAGUUCUAUCUGGCGUUUUCACAGCCAAAACGAAAGUUGCCCUGGAGCACGUCCUCGAAGCCGCCGACCAGUCCAGAUUUACAAGGAUAAUGGAUUUUACACCAAAUAUCCUCUCAGCUCGCCUCGGUCUCUCUCUUGUCCUUACUGAGUUGGGAGAUCCUGAAGCACAGAAGCACACAGAAUGGGGCGUCAAAUUCCUUCGAAGGAAUGCGAGCCUUCUUCCUGAACGGGACCUCAGAUAUACGCUCAUCCGUGCAAAUCAGCCUCCGCAUCCUGUACUUGUCGCCCUCGGAGGCGAGAAAUGGUUUGUCGAAGACAUGAGAAACCCUCGGAAAGCAGAAAAUUGGAUGCAGAAGACGUGCAAACACUGCGGCGUACAUGACCUUCAGAAGACGCUCUUUCAUUGUGCGGGGUGUACAACAUCGUACUACUGUUCUAAGGAAUGCCAGCGUGCAGAUUGGAAAUCGCACAAGAUGACGUGCCGGGACCUCCAAAAGACGAAGGCUCGGAUAGAACAGAUGCGGAAAACCGACCCUAGGACUGCCGAACGCCUCACUGACUGGCUCAAGUGGCGGAAUCUGGUCCCCACAUACGUCCUCCACGCCCUCAUCCAUGCGUUCAACCUGAAGCGGGACAUCACCCGCGGGCGUAGGCACAUCUUCGUGCAGCUGGUGGAGCACAUGCCCCGCGUAAAGGACCUCCGGUACCGGUUCCGCGUCGUCCAGUGUGGCCUGUUCACUAUCAAGGACAUGACGUCCUCGCUCGAUGGCCUUUUUGCACAACUGGCGAAGAAGGCAGGUGCAGAGCCCCUCACCAUGCAAGGCCUCGUCAAGGACGUCGAUGCCAUGCUCGAGCGCAUUCCGGGCGGGGACGCGGUGCCCAUGAUCACGCUGAAAUACGGUAUCGGAUGUGGUACCUCGUUGAAUCGAUUGACGACGAGCCAAGACCUCAUUCGGGAUCUGCCCUAUGACCCAAACUGGCGCAGACUCAUUAACCAGGACGAAAACGACCCUCCUCAGCCGUUGAUCUUCUCGUCAAGGAAGCGGGAUGCCGAGUUUGUGUUCUGA